Messenger RNA from Phacochoerus africanus (Common warthog), 10325 nucleotides. RefSeq names its product HIVEP zinc finger 3 (gene HIVEP3). Lineage: Eukaryota; Metazoa; Chordata; Mammalia; Artiodactyla; Suidae. Gene Ontology annotation, molecular function: RNA polymerase II cis-regulatory region sequence-specific DNA binding; DNA-binding transcription factor activity, RNA polymerase II-specific. Gene Ontology annotation, cellular component: nucleus. The record is from RefSeq and is a predicted model, not a curated record. Gene Ontology annotation, biological process: regulation of transcription by RNA polymerase II.
GGCGCGGAGGCCGGGCGCGCAGCCCAGCGCGGAGCAGCGGCGUCGCGGCCGCCGGCAGGAUUCGCGGCCCGAACCAGGCAGCCUCACACUAGUUCAUGGAGGAAGCCCCAGGAGCCCCUGGCCAGGCGGGCUCUCCCUUCCGCAGGGAGGAGGCAGAGCGUGAGAGGAGGCAGCUGCCCCAGGAGUGGACAUGAACUCUGGUCUUCAGAGAGAACAGCGUUUUAGUUUUGGUCAUCGAAAGUGGUGCCUUCAACACAGAAGAGCCUGAAUUCCCUCCGAGGCCGUUCAUCUCCAGCUCGGGACGCGAGGGGAGAAGAGGCGGGCCGGAGCUGCCCUCGGCCUCCAGCGUGGCCUCUCCCGUGCGGGGACCAGGGAUGCCUGGGCCAUGCGCACGGCCGUGUCCCGCCGUCAGCCGUUCGCCUAGCACACGGGGGGCUUGUGGGGGGCCACUCGCCACUGCCAACUGAAACGAUAUGAUGGCAACGCUGACAUCCUGCAUGACGCUUCCACGACACACGUUCAGGCAGAAAGUGCCGGCGCGUUAGCCGUCCGCCACGUAGAGGGCCAUGCCUCACCCGUGCGAGUGGUCUGGGCCCUGAUGACCUGCUCUGAGUCCACUUGCAGCCAGUGACACUUGCAAAAAACUCCCCCCAAACGUCUUGGGUUUGGCUUCCGCAGCGCUUGACCCAUGUGGCCCAAGCCAGACGCCUCCCCGGGACGCCUGGAUUGUUCGUGAACGCGGCCCGCCCUGACCCUCCCGGAGUAGCAUCCAAGGUCCUGUGGAGGUCAUGGAUCCUGAUCAAAGUGUCAAGGGCACCAAGAAAGCCGAGGGAAGCCCCCGGAAGCGGCUGACCAAAGGAGAGGCCGUUCAGACCAGUGUCUCGCCCAGCGCCCCGUACCCAGGCAGCAGCACGGCUGCCACCCAAGAGGGCCCCCUCCAAGAGCUCCUCGCCCCGCAGCCCUUCCCGGGCCCCUCGUCCAUUCUUAGGGAAGGCUCUCAGGAGAAAACAGGCCAGCCCCAGAAGCCCCCCAAGAGGGCCUCCGUCGAAGCCUCUGUCCACGUCUCGCAGCUUCCGCAGCACCCGCUGACACCAGCAUUCAUGUCGCCCGGCAAGCCCGAGCACCUCCUCGAGGGGUCCUCGUGGCAGCUGGUCGACCCCCUGAGACCCGGCCCCUCAGGCGCCUUCGUGACCCCCGGGCUCCGUCCUCAGGGCCAGCAUCUCCCCUCCCGCGCUUGCAUCAUCCCCCCCGAGGACCUGCCUGGCGUCCCCAAAGUCUUCGUGCCCCGUCCCUCCCAGGUCUCCUUGAAGCCCGCGGAAGAGGCGCCCAAGAAGGAGAGGAAGCCCCCGAAGCCGGGCAAGUACAUAUGCCAGUACUGCAGCCGCCCCUGCGCCAAGCCCAGCGUGCUCCAGAAACACAUCCGCUCGCACACGGGCGAGAGGCCCUACCCCUGCGGCCCCUGCGGCUUCUCCUUCAAGACCAAGAGCAACCUCUACAAGCACAGGAAGUCCCACGCCCACCGCAUCAAAGCCGGCCUGGCCUCGGGCAUGGGCGGCGAGCUGUACCCCCCCGGGCUGGAGAUGGAGCGGAUCCCUGGCGAAGAGUUCGAGGAGCCCACCGAGGGAGAAAGCACGGACUCGGAGGAGGAGACGGGCACCACGUCCGCUCACCCCGCAGAGCUCUCCCCGAGGCCCAAGCACCCGCUCCUGUCCAGCGGCCUGUACAGCUCCGGCAGCCAGGGUUCCGGCCACGAGCGCUGUUCCCUGUCCCAGUCCAGCUCAGCCCCGUCGCUCGAGGACCCCGCUCCCUUCGCGGAACCCUCCUCCGAACACCCCCUGAGCCACAAAGCCGAGGACACCCACACGAUAAAGCAGAAGCUGGCGCUCCGCCUGAGUGAGAGGAAGAAGGUGGUCGACGAGCAGGCGUUCCUGAGCCCGGGCAGCAAAGGCAGCACGGAAUCGGGCUACUUCUCGCGCUCCGAGAGCGCCGAGCAGCAGGCCAGCCCCCCCAGCGCCAACGCCCGGUCCUACGCCGAGAUCAUCUUCGGCAAGUGCGGGCGCAUCGGGCAGCGCACGGCCGUGCUCGCGGCCCCCGCCGCCCAGCCCCUCCUGCCUCUGUCCACCGAAGACAAGCCCAGCCUGGUGCCCCUGUCCGUGCCCAGGACGCAGGUCAUCGAGCACAUCACCAAGCUCAUCACCAUCAACGAGGCCGUGGUGGACACCAGCGAGAUAGACAGCGUGAAGCCCAGGAGGAGCUCGCUGUCCCGGCGCAGCAGCAUGGAGUCGCCCAAGUCCAGCCUCUACCGGGAGCCCCUGGCGCCGCACGGCGAGAAAGCGAAGCCCGAACCGUCGCUGCUGAGCCUCCAGCACCCGCCCAGCACCACCCCCCCUGUGCCUCUGCUGAGAAGCCACUCAAUGCCUUCUGCCACCUGCACGCUCAGCACCCCCCACCCCACCUUCCGAGGCAGCUACUCCUUCGACGACCACGUCGCCGACUCGGAAGCCCUGAGCCGCAGCCGUCAACUGUUUACCUCCCACCCCCGGAUGCUCAAGCGCCAGCCGGCCAUCGAACUCCCUUUGGGCGGGGAGGGCGGUUCCGAGGAGGCGGGGCCCAGCGGCAGAGAGGCAGCCCCCCGACCCGCCGAGGAGCCGGAACCCCGGGACAGCGACGUCACCAAAAAGAGCAAGAAGGGCUCGAAAACCAAAGGGGUGGCCUAUGAAUGUAACAUCUGUGGUGCUCGGUACAAGAAGAGGGACAACUACGAAGCCCACAAGAAGUACUACUGCUCCGAGCUUCAGAUGGCCAAGCCCGCCUGCGCAGGUGCUCACGCGGCUCCCGAGGCCGAGAAGAGCCCCGCCGAGCCCGAGCCCUGGCCCCAGAUGAUGCAUUACAAGCUGGGGGCCACCCUGGAGCUCACUCCGCUGAGGAAGAGGAGGAAGGAGAAGAGCCUCGGGGACGAGGAGGAGCCGCCCGCCUUCGAGUCCACCAGGAGUCCGUUCGGCAGCCCCGGGAGCCUUCCCCUGGGGGCCACCACGUCACCAGCAGAGCCGAGGAAGGCAGCGCCCUCCCUGGAGGGGUCUGCGGGCCUCCAGCCCAGGCCUCCCAAGCCAGGGUCCGGUUCGGAGUCGGGGAAGGAGAGGAGAGCCACGUCCAAAGAAAUUUCCGUCAUCCAGCACACCAGCUCCUUCGAGAAAUCCGACUCUCUGGAGCAGCCUGGCGGCCUGGAAGGGGAGGACAAGUCUGCGGCCCCGUUCCCAUCGCCCCCGCCAGCCCCCCACGCGCGCUCGGCUCACGCCCUGCAGCCCAGGUUGGUCCGCCAGUCCAACAUUCAGGUCCCCGAGAUCCUGGUGACCGAGGAGCCCGACCGGCCAGACACGGAGCCCGAGCCGCCCCCUAAGGAGCCCGAGAAGACAGAGGAGUUCCAGUGGCCCCAGCGCAGCCAGACGCUCGCCCAGCUCCCAGCCGAGAAGCUGCCACCCAAGAAGAAGAGACUGCGCCUGGCAGAGAUGGCCCAGUCGUCGGGGGAGUCCAGCUUCGAGUCCUCCGUGCCUCUGUCGCGCAGCCCGAGCCAGGAGAGCGGCGUCUCUCUGAGCGGGUCCAGCCGCUCGGCCUCCUUCGAGAGGGAGGACCACGCCAAAGCCGAGGCCGCCGGGCCCUCGUCCGACGCGCGCGCCAAACCCUUGGGCACCCACAUGCUGACCGUCCCCAGCCACCACCCGCACACCCGAGAGAUGCGGAGGUCAGCCUCCGAGCAGAGUCCUGAUGCUUCCCACGCCGCCCACACGCCCGAGCCGCGCAGCAAGUCCUUCGACUACGGCAGCUUGUCCUUGACAGGCCCUCCCGCGCCGGCCCCUGCGGCUCCAGCGGCCCCCGCUGCCCCGGCGGCCUCGACGGCGCCCCCAGAGAGAAGGAAAUGCUUUCUGGUGAGACAGGCCUCUCUGAGCCGACCUCCCGAACCCGAGCCGGAGGCCACCCCCGCGGGAAGACAGGAGAGUGAGGAGCCCAAGCCCUCGUCCAGUAAAUCCUCGGCCAAAGGCGCACCGCCCCCCACCUCCUCUGCAGUCACGUCCCACAGCGGGCACCCCGGAGGCAAGAGCCAGGCGCAAGACAGACCCGCGCUGGGGGCCACCCCGCCCUACCCGGAAGCACUGCAGGGGUUCCCGCACCCCGUUGCUCAGCUCCCCCUGCAGGAGAAACCGUACCUGCCCCCGCCCGUCUGCCUCUUCUCCUUCCAGCACCUCUUACAGCAGGAGCCGGGGCCGUCUUCGGAGUUCUUUGCCACCCAGGCCAUGUCCAACCUGCUCUCCACACCCUACCCCGUGCCCCCGCUUCCUCCCUCCUUAUUUCAGGCCCCCCCACUGCCUCUCCAACCUGCCGUUCUGCACCCAGGCCAGCUCCACCUCCCCCAGCUCAUGCCUCACCCGGCCAGCAUCCCCUUCCGGCAGCCCCCUUUGUUUCUUCCCACGCCUUACCCUGCCUCCUCAGCACUUUCUUCUGGGUUUCUCCUGCCGCUGCAGUCCCAGUUCGCCCUCCAGCUCCCUGGCGAUGUGGAAAGCUGCGGGCCGCAGAUCAAAACCAGCCCGGCCCCUCUGGCGCCAGGAGUCCCCGGCCUCCCCUCCAGCACCGGCUUCAGCAGUGACAUCCAGCUGCCCUCUGCGGCGCCCCCGUCCAGCGGCUCAGCGCCCACGUCAGCCCCUCCGCUGGCCCUGCCCGCCUGUCCAGACACCGUGGUGUCUCUGGUUGUGCCCGUGCGUAUCCAGACCAACAUGCCCUCCUACGGGAGCGCCAUGUACACCACUCUCUCCCAGAUCCUGGUCACCCAGUCCCAAGGCAGCUCAGCAACGGUGGCCCUUCCCAAGUUUGAGGAGCCCUCAUCCAAAGGGACAUCCGUGGGGGGGGCAGGUGUGUAUGAGGUCGGACCCAGGCCAGCCGCGGUAAGUGACGAGCAGAGCGGAGGUUUCCCCACGCCCUACCUGAGAGUGCCUGUGAUGCUUCCUGAACGAAAAGGCACGACCCCGUCCUCAGAGAGUGUCUUGAGCCCGGAGGGCAGCUCCUCCACAGUGGGGGGAAGCAAACGCGUCCUCUCACCAGCUGGCAGCCUCGAACUUACCAUGGAAACCCAGCAGCAAAAAAGAGUGAAGGAAGAGGAGGCUGGCAAGGCCGAUGAAAAACUCGAGCUGGUGAAACCAUGCAGUGCGGUGCCCACCACCACCGAGGACGGCAAGCGACCAGAGAAGUCCCACUUGGGCAGCCAGGGCCAGAGCAGGAGGGAGCUAGAAACGCUGUCCAGCCGGUCCUCGGACCCAUCCGACCCCAAGGAAACGCCUCCCCUUCCUCAGCCCUCGUUGCCCUGUGUGACAGCCCCGGGCCCAGAGGCUUCGAAGGAAUAUGCCCAGCCGCCUGGCAAACCUCACCGAAGAGGGUUGCUCCCACUGCGUGUGAAGAAAGAGGAUUCCAAGGAGCACCCUGACCUCCCUCCACUGGCACCUCCCAGCUCGCUGCCCCCGUCCGAAACGCCCCCCCGACCAGCCACGUCGCAAGAAGGUACGGACUCCAAGAAGGUACUGCAGUUCCCCAGCCUCCACACGACCACUAAUGUCAGUUGGUGCUAUUUAAACUACAUUAAGCCAAAUCACAUCCAGCAUGCAGAUAGGAGGUCCUCUGUUUACGCUGGUUGGUGCAUAAGUUUGUACAACCCCAACCUUCCGGGGGUUUCCACUAAAGCUGCUUUGUCCCUCCUGAGGUCUAAGCAGAAGGUGAGCAAAGAGACAUACACUAUGGCCACAGCUCCGCAUCCUGAGACGGGAAGGCUUGUGCCAUCCAGCUCCCGCAAGCCCCGCAUGACAGAGGUUCACCUCCCUUCGCUGGUUUCUCCGGAAGGCCAGAAGGAGCUAGCUCGAGCGGAGAAGGAAGAGGAGGCCCGAGGGAAGCCCGAGGAGGACGCUCCUGCCUCCAAGAGAGGGGAGCCGGCAAGGGUCAAGAUCUUCGAAGGAGGGUACAAAUCAAACGAAGAGUAUGUAUAUGUGCGAGGCCGCGGCCGAGGGAAAUAUGUUUGUGAGGAGUGUGGAAUUCGCUGCAAGAAGCCCAGCAUGCUGAAGAAACACAUCCGCACCCACACUGACGUCCGGCCCUAUGUGUGCAAGCACUGCCACUUUGCUUUUAAAACCAAAGGGAAUCUGACUAAGCAUAUGAAGUCGAAGGCCCACAGCAAAAAGUGCCAAGAGACGGGGGUGCUGGAGGAGCUGGAAGCUGAAGAAGGAACCAGUGAGGACCUGUUCCAGGACUCGGAAGGGCGAGAGGGCGCAGAGGCCGUGGCGGAGCACCAGUUUGCAGACCUGGAGGACUCGGACUCGGACUCGGACCUGGACGAGGACGAGGACGAGGAGGAGGAGGAGGAGAGUCAGGACGAACCAUCGGGCCCCGCCGCCUCGGAGGCGCCCCCGCCCGGCCCACCGGCCACGCUGCCGGCAGACGCCUCACCUGUCCGGGGCCCUCAGCCUGUAGAUGUCGCCUCUGGCAACCAGGCCACACGGGGCAGCUCAGUCUCGGAAGCUGAGCACUUGGCAGGGGGCAGCUGCUCCACGUCCAGCCAACGCGCCCUGUGCCUCCGCCAGCUGCGACCUACCCCAUCAGGCCCCAGGGAGAAGGACACAGGCUCGGCCCUGAGCUCCCAGGCCGUGUCCCCACGAAGGCCGUGGUCCCCCAGCAAAGAAGCAGGCGGCUGCCCACCGCUUGCCCCCAAACACUCACUAACCCAAAGCGACUCAUCUCCCCAGCGACACUCACCGGCCCGAGAGCCACAGGUCUCAGCCCCGAGCCCGCCCGGCCCCCAGAGGAGCCCUCCCCACUGUGGGUCUCCGAGACUCCAACUGUCGCCUCUCACCCCCCACCCCCCGGGGAGGGAACUGUCCCCUCGAGCGCACCUGCCCCCCGAACGGGAGGGCGCCGCAGACCCAAGCCCCCCCAGACACUCGCCCCCCAGAAGGUGGUCUCCAGGCCAGGCUGAGUCACCGCCACUGUCAGCGCUGCCAGGGAAGUGGGCCUUGGCAGGGCCGGGCCCCUCGGCGGGCGAGCGUGGCCCAGGCUCAGGGCUGGCCCCACGGGCUCUCUACCUGCCCGCGCCUCUACCUCACAAGCUUCUCGGCAGAAGCCCAGCGGAGACCUGCACCUCCACGUGGCAGAAGGCCGAGUCGCCAAGUCCCUCCGGGUCUCCGGGCCCCGCCCAUCCUCUCUCCGCGCGCCCCUUCUCGGCCCCGCACGACUUCCACGGCCACGGCCCGGCCCGCACGGAGGAGAACCUCUUCAGCCACCUGCCUCUGCACUCGCGGCACCUGGCCCGCGCCCCAUGCCCCCUGAUUCCCAUCGGCGGGAUCCAGAUGGUGCAGGCCCGGCCCGGGGCGCACCCUGCCCUGCUGCCCGGGCCCCGCGCCGCCUGGAUCAGCGGCUUCUCCGGGGGCGGCAGCGACCUGACGGGCGCCCGGGAGGCCCAGGAGCGAGGCCGCGGGAGUCCCACCGAGAGCUCAUCGGCCUCCGUGUCCCCCGUGGCCAAGGUCUCCAAAUUCACCCUCUCCUCGGAGCUGGAGGCCGGGGACUGCCCCCAGGAGAGGGGGCGGACGAGCGGGGGCCCCCGCGGACCGCCCGGCUGGGAGCCCCGGGGGCCCGAGGGGCCCGCAGACCCCGCGCACUGCGCCCGCACCCCGCCGGAGGCGUCGCCCCGGCCGCCCCAGGGCCGCCGCCCGGGGCCCCGGAGCCCCCGGCUGGAGUCGCCGCCGCUCGCGCCCGCCCGGCCCGCGGCCUGUGCCCCGCCGCCGCUGGACCGCAGCAGCUCGGUGGGCUGCCUGGCCGAGGCCUCCGCCCGCUUCCCAGCCCGGAGGAGGAACCUCUCGGGGGACCCCAGGACCAGCCAGAGCUCCCCCGAGCCCUCAGGAAGUGGGGGCCCCGGGGCCCCCCCGCGCCAGCCUGAGGACCCAGCGCCCCGGGGCCCUUAGCCUCCCCGACCGUCCGCUUCUGCAUCUGCGGCUUCCCGGGUUCGGCCACGGACGUUUCCAGCCCGCCUCCCUGGCAGCAUCUCGCCGCGCGGCUCCCAGCGCAUCUGUGGAUCUGUCCAAGCAGCUUCUGCUCAGCCCCCACCUGUCUGAUCUUCCCACCACGUAUGCAGUGACCUGUGCCUUUUUCUAGUACCUUUUGUUGCUUGAAAAGAAACAAACACCCACACACACACACACACACACACCAAACAUCAAAGAGCCCGCUGAGGAGUUGGAGGCUGUGAAUAUUUUAGGUGAGGUGGGGCCUCAUCCUGGGCCACUGCAGUGGCAGCAGCCACCACCAACGCCCCCUCCCCCCGACCCCCAAGGCUGGCAAGAGGCGGUCAUUUGCUGAGAGAAAUGGGAUGCACUGAGAGAGGAAAAAAAAAAAAAGAAAGAAACUUUUAAAAACAUAUAAUUAAAUGUAAAAGCAAGCGCUCCUAUGUACACAUGUUUAUGGUUCCUGUUUAUUGCUGCUUUGGCCCACCUCAGCUUAGUGGCCACCCCUGGCUGUCAGCAGAAGGGCCAGAGGCCCAGGACAGAGGGAUGGGCGGGGAGACUCCACGAGCAGACCCAGAAAACUCCAACUUGCUUUUCCCGCUUGAAGAAAAGGUUAAGGUUCCUAGGAUUCCAACACCACAUAUUUGGGGCGGGUAGUGAGUAGGAGCUUCCAGACACGGAACGGGGGCGGGGGUGGGGGUGGUUCUGAGUCGGUGAUCCCAUCCUGGCGCUUGACCCGUAGACAAAGCCCCCUGCCUCUGCUCUGUACCCCACCCCCACCCCCAGGCUGGGAAAGGCGUCUUGGCCAUCCAUCUCCUGGUUCCUAACCGUCUGACCUGGGCCUUGCCCUCGGUGCCCCAGCCAUUGGCUGCCUUCCUUGUUCUAGAAAUGAUCCUCCAGGCUGAAGUGUCAGGGCCCGCCCAACCCCCUGGGGUCAAGAUCCAAGGUGCAUCGCCUUGCCAUUCCUGGGGCCAGGCUUGGGCUUCAUUUCACAUUUGGUCCCUGGGGUACAAAGGGCUCUAUUUCCUCCAGGGCUGGGCUUUUCCAGUGAUUGGCACAAGAAGUUUGCAGGGAUCUCUUUCUGGAACUCUUUGCUGCAGAACCGGUCCCCCUGUCCCCACCCCACACACUGUCAGGCCUCUGCUACCCCCAGGGAGUACCCAGAACCAUGACUGGUGGGAACUGCCCAAGCCUCCUAUUGGUUGGCUGAAACCUCUUUCCAAAAAAUAAGAACAUAUAGAAAGAAGGAAAGCAAGCAAGCAAGCGAAUGCUGUUUGCUACUUUCCCUAGCUACCUGUUGUCCAAGGUCAUUUGAAUUUUUCUCCAAAACAGUCAGUCAGAGCCAGUGCCUCCUUCCUCAUCCCCAGCCCCUCCUUCAUGAGGCUGCCUUGUGUUUCCUGGGGCAAAAACCUACUUUGUAAAAAAAAAGAAAAAAAGAAAGAAAAAGAAGAAAAGGAACAUGACUAGAAAUUAAAAAUCCAAGUUGAAAGAUGGAGCUCAUUUACCCAGCCCUGGGAUUGGCGGGUGUUUCCCCAGCCUCCAGAAAUUAUUUCCUUUCAUUUCCACCAGGGGGGAGGCCCAGGGACACAGUCACGGCCCGCCAGGCUAGGUGCUAAGGCCACAGAGCAGGAACCGCCUUGGCCAGGCCACCGUCCUCAGCCAGGCUCUUUGAAUCCUGUGCCCAAGGGGGCUCCUGGGCCAUGGAAGUUGUGCAGCCAGGAUGCCGUUACGACACGGAGGGUCGAGGCACUUCCGUGAGCUCCCCACCCUCGGGCAUAAUCGCCUUCUUGGCCAGUUCAGGGCCUUUCUGUUCUUGGCCUCUGCUGCGAGGCCAAGCCAGCCACAGGUCAGCCUCCAGCCCACCGCCUAGCUCAUUUCCCUUUGGCCAAGAUAAAAACAGGGCCAUAGGAAAGGGCCUCCCUGGGGGUGUUCUGGGCUCCAGCCAGCACUUCCCAGCUGCCUGACCCAGAGGCUGGGGUUCUCGGACUCCCUGGAAGAAGGCCGUACUGGCACUGAUUUGGCCUGGCAGGGAGCGGGAAGGAACCCGGGGCAUCACAGCCAAGGCCAGAGGCCAGGGCUUUCCUCACCCUUGCCUUUUAGCCCCACCCUGGGGGGCUACCCAAGGGCUAGAGACUUCCAACCCUGAGGCCCAGAGCUGGAUAAAGAGCCCUGUUUCAGCCCAGGUUUGAAAUCCUCCUCGGCAAGCUCUUUCAGUCCCCAGGCCUACAAAACGGCAGACAGGGAGCUCUGCUAGACUAGACCCUGACCUGGGGGGCAGCCACGCCCCUCCCCCGCAGC